Molecule: messenger RNA, 1943 nt
Organism: Amborella trichopoda
Lineage: Eukaryota; Viridiplantae; Streptophyta; Magnoliopsida; Amborellales; Amborellaceae
Product: Transducin/WD40 repeat-like superfamily protein
Biological process (GO): ribosomal large subunit biogenesis
Cellular component (GO): nucleolus; preribosome, large subunit precursor
Molecular function (GO): protein binding
Source: RefSeq, a predicted model, not a curated record
AACAUCGACCGCGACAAAACCCCUUGCCUAAGUGCAAAAGAAGAGGCUGGAAGGUACUGGGGUUUUGAGGGUUGGUUAUCAUCGAGUCUCUGCGCACAGAGGCAGCGAAGGAAAGCAAGGAUGCCCCGCACCAGUGCAGUCGAGUCCCCUGGUUGUCCUCCUCUCAGAGCUCUAUCCACCGAUGUUCUGGGCCUAGUCAAAGUUGUUGAAGGUCGUGCUGAAAGAGGAGCUCCCCAAGUUGUGGAGAGAUGGGGUGAGCCUGAUCCUCGUCUCUCUGUGCUUGCCUCUUCCCUUUCCAUUCAUAACUCUAAACCAAUUUUGGCUGUUGCAAGAAAAACUGGUAAGAUUGAGGUGCUUGAUGCAUAUAAUGGAAAGGAGUGUGCUUCAACAGAAGUUGGUGAAUGUGGUACUCUGGGAAAGCUCAGUGACCUAAAGCUUGAAUCCGAUCCUAUUGUUGGUUUGCAUUUAUUCAGGUCAAGUGCUCUUCUUUUUUGCACUGAGAACGGAAACUCAUGUUUGAGGUCCAUUAAGAUCAGCGAUGCAGCAAUGGAUUCAACUCCAAGUGAUACCCCAAGCUCUUGGCGAGUAUGUGGUUCUGGCAAAGUGGCAUGUUGCUCUGUUGAUGGAAAUGAGAAGUAUGCCGUAUAUGGAGGUAAAGGUGUUGAACUUGGUGUCUGGGAUCUUGAGACAUGUAAUAAGAUGUGGACUGCGAAGGCACCUCGCCGUAACAGCAUUGGCCUAUUCACUCCAACAUGGUUUACUGCUGUAACAUUCCUUAAUGAUGAGGAUCAUCAUAAAAUUGUGACAGGCACAAACCAGCAUCAGGUGCGACUCUAUGAUAUUUCCGCACAAAGAAGACCUGUUAUUGCUUUUGAUUUUCGGGAGUCCCCUAUUAAAGUCGUUACCAAGGAUCCAGAUGGCCACACUGUCUAUAUAGGAACUGGAUCUGGAGAUAUUGCUAAUUUUGACAUGCGCACAGGAAAAUCCGUUGGAUCCUUUAAUGGAAAGUGUUCUGGGAGCAUAAAAUCUAUAGCAAGGCAUCCUGAGCUACCUGUUCUUACAUCUUGUGGAUUGGAUGGCUAUAUGCGUUUUUGGGAUGUGAAGACUAGGCAACUUCUUUCUGCGGUUUUCCUCAAACAGCAUCUUACUAGUGUUGUAAUUGAUGCAACUGCCACAAGGGAGUCUCUGGUCAAUGCAGGUGGUGAGAUCACUACUGCAGGCGUACCAUGUGACGCACCAGUAGGGGAUCAUACUAACAAUCCAUCAUCCUUGGAAAGGAAACCAUCCAAAGUGAAAAGGCAACAGCAUCAUGACCAUGAGGGCAAGAGGAUCAAAUUGAGAAGGCAAGAAAUAGCUACCUAAUACCAUGGAUUGAAGUAUUUUUGUGACUCAUGAAAAGUCUUUAGAUCCAAGUUGGGUUUUUCACACUUAGUGAUGAAAAAACCAGUGGAGGAAGCCUGAAAAGCUGUGUCGUGAUUCUAGCUAAAAUUUUGUGCGGGAAAGAAAAUUAUGCCAAAGGUCUUUGUAUGGAUACUUUCACCCACAGGUGCACCCAGAGUUUUCAGUGGAUUGGAGAUACAUUGUGUUUAUUGAAAUCAUAGUUUUGCAGAGAAUGAUUUGCUCAAAUUGCCAACAGCACUAGGAGGCAAGCAUUUAAGUUGGAUUUAGGUAAUCUAUGAGCUGACAUUGAUUCUGGAAUUUCAAACGAGGAUUUUAGAUCUCGUUCUCUUGUAUCAAGGCAAAUAAUAUGCUCCAUAAGUUAUAUCGCUAUUUCCUUUUUGUUUGAUAGCAAGGUCAUAUGGAUAUAUAUGCUACAGGAAAAUCCAAGCUUCUUGAAUGUGGUGUUUGCUUUGUAAUGUAGUGGAGUUACGGGGAGCAAUGAAGCUCCUCUCUGUUGAUUGUUUCAGUUAUUAUUAUUGAGCUGCUUUCAGUUUAGAUCUAAA